CCAGUGUCCACCACCCUAUGGCCCCCCUUCAAGAGGGCACGGAGUUGCACGGUCUAGUGCGUGCAUCAUAAAGCUCGUCUGCUCUGCCAGCCAUGCCCUCACAUUCUUUAGCUUUCGCAAAGCCCAAAGUCCAGAGUCUGCUUUUCCUGACUGGUUCCUUAUGGAAAGGGUGGGGGGGCCGAAUCUCUUCACAACCUCAGAGGAGGGGGAUUCGGAGCUGCCUCUCACCGCUUUGUGCUUUUACUACCCAUGUACAGGACAGAAUGGCGAAGAGGAUCCAUGCCCGGAGACUGGAGGGAGUGGACGAAAACAUCUGGGUGGAGUUCGUCAGCCUCGCUAACCAGUAUAAAACUGUGAAUCUGGGGCAAGGCUUCCCCGAUUUUUCUCCUCCAAGUUACUUGAGAGAAGCGUUUUCCAAAGCCGUUACCGAUGAGCACACCUUACUGAACCAGUAUACCAGAGCCUUUGGACACCCUCCUCUGGUAAAGGCCCUCGCCCAGUUGUUUGGACCACUUUUUGGACAAGAGCUAAAUCCUUUAACUAACAUCAUGGUGUCAGUGGGCGCAUACGGUGCUCUUUUUUCUACCUUCCAAGCUCUGGUGGACAAAGGAGAUGAGGUCAUUAUCAUUGAACCCUUCUUCGACAGCUAUGAACCAAUGACAUUAAUGGCCGGCGGACAAUGUGUAUUUGUUUCCCUGAGACCUAAGCCUGCAGAUGGUGGGAAACCACUGAACAGCGGUGACUGGCGUUUGGACCUUGCUGAGCUGGAAGCGAAGAUCAAUAAAAAUACUAAAAUGCUGGUGUUAAACACCCCAAAUAAUCCACUGGGCAAAGUAUUUAAUAAAGAGGAAUUGGAAGAAAUUGCUAAUAUUUGCGUGAAAUAUGACCUACUGUGCGUCUCCGAUGAAGUGUAUGAAUGGCUGGUGUAUGACGGGAAUCAACAUGUACGGAUUGCUAGCCUUCCAGGAAUGUGGGAGAGGACCGUAACCAUUGGAAGUGCCGGGAAGACAUUUAGCGCCACUGGAUGGAAGGUUGGUUGGGCCUUGGGGCCGGAUUGUCUUCUUAAACACCUGAGGACUGUGCAUCAGAAUUCUGUCUAUCACUGUGCAACCGGCGCCCAGGAAGCAGUGGCCCAAGGAUUUCAGAAGGAACUGGAGAGGCUAGGAAAGCCCGAGUGUUACUUUGUACAGUUGCGGGACGAGCUGCAGAAGAAGCGGGACCGGCUUUACGGCUGCCUUACAGAGGUGGGGAUGAAACCCGUGAUGUCCCAAGGCUCUUACUUUAUGAUCGCUGACAUCUCUGUCUUCAAAUCUGAGGUUCCCCCUCCCACAGAUCAAAACGUACCUUACGAUCACUACUUUACAAAAUGGAUGAUGAAACAUAAACAAUUGGCCGCUAUCCCGAUGUCUGCCUUUUACAGCGGCCCACAUAAGAAGCAGUUUGAGAACUACCUGAGGUUUUGCUUCGUAAAGGAGGAUGCUACACUGGAAGCUGCAGAAAAGAUUCUACAGAAGUGGAGCCGCGAGUCUUCUGGACGCCACUGACGAGUCCUGUAUGAAAUGAUAGUGACGCUGACAUGCACAUAAAAAUUACACUACUAGAAUGUU
This is a messenger RNA of Bufo bufo (common toad), 1607 nucleotides long. RefSeq names its product kynurenine aminotransferase 1 (gene KYAT1). NCBI's taxonomy places the organism in Eukaryota, Metazoa, Chordata, Amphibia, Anura, Bufonidae. Gene Ontology annotation, biological process: biosynthetic process. Gene Ontology annotation, molecular function: pyridoxal phosphate binding; L-kynurenine:2-oxoglutarate transaminase activity. The transcript is spliced from 12 exons. The coding region runs from base 93 to 1544 and encodes 483 amino acids. The record is from RefSeq and is a predicted model, not a curated record. Gene Ontology annotation, cellular component: mitochondrion; cytoplasm.